AUGAUGGCGGCGGCGUCGAGAGUAACAGCGGCGGCGGCGGCCUUGCGGCUGGGACCCCGGGUGGCUGGGCUGGGCCCGCAGCUCCGGGCCGGCGUGGAGGUGGUGCUGCGGGUGCCCAGCCUCUUCCUCAUCGACGCCAUCUUCAACUCGUCCCCGGUGUUUCCCGGUGACUCCCUGUGGGCCGGCCUGCUGGGGGUACUCCUGCGGCUGAUGGGUGUCAUCGUAUCCAGUGUUGUCCUGGUUCUGUCCCAGCGAGCACUAUUCAAAUUUUACAUGAUCAGCUCUGCUUUCCUGUUAGGUGCAACAUCAGCAUUGGUGAACUACUACGCUUUUUUGCACAUAAACUUCCACAGUGCCUAUUACACAACUCCUUUUGGAGUUCAGCUCCUUCCCCAUAAAGGACCGUCCCUCUGGAUGGCACUCUGCAUCCUUCAGCUUGCCUUUGGAAUUGGCUACGUUGCCCUGUUAAAUAUUGAGUCUGUGUACUCUCAGCUAAUCAUCCUGGACUUGCUGAUUCCAGUUAUAGGUCUAAUCAUUGAAUUACCUUUACACAUCAGGCAGACAUUAGUCUUUACCUCAGGCUUCAUUUUGACAUUAUAUACCCUAGUAAUUUUAGCUUCCAAAAUGAAACGGUUCUACUACUCUACAAGAUAUGUCUACCUUCUUGUAAGGCACAUGUAUCGCAUUUAUGGAUUACAGUUGUUGCUAGAAGAUACAUGGAAAAGGAUUCGUUUUCCAGCUGUAUUGCGCAUCUUUUGGCUAAUGAGACUUGCAGUUCAAGCUGUUGUGCUAACUUACGUUGUCAAAAUGGCAGAAACAGGCAUGACAUUCUACAUGAUUCCUUGGGACAAUUUUUGGGAAUUACUUUGCAGCCUUAUUAUCAGUGGCUGUGAUUCGACUUUAACUGUAUUAGGUAUGAGUGCUGUAAUUUCAUCUAUAGCACAUUAUCUGGGAAUUGGUAUUUUGGCCUUUAUUGGAUCUACUGACGAAGAUGACAAGAGGCUUGGUUUUGUGGCACCAGUUUUAUUUUUUAUUUUGGCCCUGCAGACUGGUUUAAGUGGACUGAAGCCAGAAGAAAGACUAGUCCGCCUAAGUCGAAACAUGUGCCUUUUGCUAACUGCAGUCCUGCAUUUUAUUCAUGGAAUGACAGACCCUGUCCUAAUGUCUCUGAGCGCCUCUCAUGUGCCCUCCUUUCGCAGACAUUUCCCUGUUCUCUUAGUCUCAGCUUGCCUCUUUGUUCUUCCUAUUUUCCUUAGUUACCUCCUUUGGAACCACUAUGCACUAAAUACUUGGCUGUUUGCUGUUACAGCAUUCUGUGUGGAACUCUGCCUAAAGGUUAUUGUUUCUAUCACUGUGUAUGUACUAUUCAUGAUUGACGGCUACUAUAAUGUCCUAUGGGAAAAGCUGGAUGAUUAUGUCUAUUACGUUCGAUCAACAGGCAAUAUAAUUGAAUUUAUAUUUGGAGUAAUAAUGUUUGGGAAUGGUGCCUACACCAUGGUAUUUGAAUCAGGAAGCAAAAUCCGAGCUUGUAUGAUGUGUCUACACGCCUAUUUCAACAUCUACCUACAAGCAAAGAAUGGUUGGAAAACCUUUAUAAAUCGCAGGACAGCCGUUAAAAAAAUCAACUCACUUCCUGAAGUUAAAGGAGAGCAACUGCGUGAAAUAGAUGAUGUGUGUGCAAUCUGUUACCACGAGUUUACUACAUCUGCUCGCAUAACUCCAUGUAAUCAUUACUUCCAUGCACUUUGCCUUCGGAAAUGGCUCUAUAUUCAAGACUCAUGUCCAAUGUGCCAUCAAAAAGUUUAUAUUGAGGAGAAGGAGAACACAAAUAUCUCAAAUAACAAUGGGUUUGUUGCAUUUGAUGAAAAUGAAGCUGAUGAAAAUCCUAUCCCAGGAGAAGCAGCUGUUGCUGAAAAUGAACUAAAUGAAGAGAAUGACAGUACAGAGAGUGAGGAAGAGGAAGAAACUGAGAGUUCAACUCAUUCUGGUAUCACAGUGUCCGAACAACACUCUGACCACUGAUCUGGGCUUGGACCAGUUUGAAAUAUCAUGUACUGAACACUGUGGGUGUCUGUUAAUAGUGGAGUUCAACAAUGGAAUAAAAGCUUCACUUCAUCAGUGUAUAUCUAAGCACAUGAACAGUAUCUCAGAAUGUUGAAUCUGUGAAUGGGUUGUUAGUUUACUGUGAUAUGCUACUGUAAAUAUACCUCUAAUUACUGCUGGUCUCUUUUGUGACCACUUAAAACUUUUAUGUACAUUAUUGUACAUGGAAUAAAGUGUUUUUGCAUAUUUUUAAAGAGUUGAGCAAAACACUCCUUAAUAAAAUUAUAAUCUCUA
Molecule: messenger RNA, 2337 nt
Organism: Pogona vitticeps (central bearded dragon)
Lineage: Eukaryota; Metazoa; Chordata; Lepidosauria; Squamata; Agamidae
Source: RefSeq, a predicted model, not a curated record